AUGCCUUCUGUUCUGGUGGGUUUCAGGUUCCGCCCAACUGAUGAAGAACUGAUCAGUUAUUUCCUCUACAACAAGAACAAUGUCGGCACAAUGGCAGAAGUGCCAUCAAUGGCUGCAUACAAUUACAACAAAAUUAUGCCCGAGCUUGACCUUUAUGGUGAUGUAGAACCAUGGCAGAUUUGGGAAACGUAUGGGGGAUCGGAACUGUAUGACCAGGAUAUGUUCUUUUUUACACAGCACAAGACGGUAAACCCCGAUGGUUUACGCAUUCAUCGCAAGGUUGGAUCUGGUGGUACUUGGAGUGAAGGAGAACCUGGCAAACUUAUUUUUGAUCCAAAGCAUAAGCAGAAACCUAUUGGACAGAAAAGGAAAUUUCGAUAUGAGAAUAAAGGGUCUGACCACAAUGGUUCUUGGUAUUUGGAAGAGUAUAGUCUUCUUCUUACUAACUCUGCAAAUUAUGUACUUUGUCGGCUCCGACAGAACAUCAAGACACGAAAGAAGAGGAAGGAGAUAUUAUUGUGCCAAGAAUCUAGUGCAUUGCCAAUGAGUUACAUACCUGUAGGGUUCAGGUUCCACCCCACGGAUCAAGAGUUGAUCAGUUACUUCCUCUACAACAAGCUGACAGAGGAAGCAUCAUUAUACAGUUACAAAAACAUUGUGUGCGAGUUUGAUCUUUUUGGAACCACAGAACCUUGGGAGAUUUGGGACAUGUAUGGGGGACAUGAGUUGUGCAACCAAAACUUGUUCUUUUUCACAAAGCUCAAGAAGGCGAGCCUCAACGGCUCACGCAUUCUCCGCAAGAUUGGAUCAAGUGGGACUUGGAGCGAAACAGAUGCCUCCAAGUUGAUUAAAGAUGAGGAAUUGCAAAAACAUAUUGGGCGGAGGAGGAAACUGCGAUACGAGAGCAAAUGUUCCAAACACCACGGUCAUUGGUAUUUGGAUGAGUAUAGUCUUCUAGAUGCUAAAUCAGAUUAUGUGAUUUGUAGACUGCGAAAGAACAACAAAUCACCACUGCCAUUGUCUGAAUGGAAUGGAAACAAGAGAAAGUACAGUGCAUUAUGCCAAGAAUCAAAGGAGAAGCAGAAGCUGCUUUCUGUUACUAACAAAAAGCUAAUGCGAAAGCAAAGUAAUGUGAUGAUGAAUAUAACCAACAACAAGAACAACUUGUCUGACCAGCCAAUAGAUCAGACAAAGAGGACGGAACCUUGCACGAAAUUCAAAUUAUUUGGCGUAGAGAUAGGUUCUAACUUCUAA
Molecule: messenger RNA, 1254 nt
Organism: Rosa rugosa (rugosa rose)
Lineage: Eukaryota; Viridiplantae; Streptophyta; Magnoliopsida; Rosales; Rosaceae
Product: NAC transcription factor 25-like
Exons: 1
Coding region: 1-1254 (417 amino acids)
Biological process (GO): regulation of DNA-templated transcription
Molecular function (GO): DNA binding
Source: RefSeq, a predicted model, not a curated record